Molecule: messenger RNA, 1701 nt
Organism: Zygosaccharomyces rouxii
Lineage: Eukaryota; Fungi; Ascomycota; Saccharomycetes; Saccharomycetales; Saccharomycetaceae
Gene: DTR1
Product: Dtr1p
Exons: 1
Coding region: 1-1701 (566 amino acids)
Biological process (GO): amine transport; transmembrane transport
Molecular function (GO): amine transmembrane transporter activity
Source: RefSeq, a predicted model, not a curated record
AUGUUGGAAAAAUCGGACUCUAACGUUGUUAAUGUGGGAAAUGCCCCAGAGCUCUCUAAUGAGAGUUCAAUGACAUUUAGGACUUCAGCAACCAAUAUAAAUGAGAAUAGUACUAAGAAGAGUCCUCGUGUGACCGAAUUGAGUCACCAUGAUGGGAAGGAUGAUACUAGUGCUAUUGCACUUGCACCUGAAAGUGUUAAAAAAGUAUCAUCGUUGAGUCCCACACCACAAAAUGGGUUAAAAGAUUUCGCACUAGACGAUGAACCUUAUACUUGUUUUACACGGCUUCAAAGAAUGGUUAUUUUUGCCAUUGUAAUCUUCAUUGGAUUUUUGGGACCCAUGGCUGGUAAUAUUUAUAUUCCAGCAUUGCCACUGCUACAACAAAAAUUCAAUGUGGGUUCUACAACCAUCAAUUCCACUGUGUCUGCAUUUAUGGCCGUUUUUUCCGUGGGGCCACUGUUUUGGGGAAUGUUUGCCGACUCAACAGGUAGGAAAUUCCUUUACAUCACUUCCAUAUUAUUACUAAUAAUUGUAAAUAUCCUAUUGGCAUCGGUUCCUGCCAAUAUUGGUGCCCUUUAUGUCCUGAGAGUGUUCCAGGCAUUUGGUUCAAGUUCUGCAAUUUCUUUGGGGACAGGAACCGUGACUGAUAUUACACCACCAAAGCAUAGAGGCAAAGCCAUCGGAUAUUUUAUGAUGGGGCCCAAUAUGGGGCCCAUCUUAGCGCCUAUAAUCUCCGGUUUAAUCUUAAUGGAAAGUGACGCUUGGCGAUGGCUAUUUGGAUUUACGAGUAUUAUGAGCGGUAUUGCCUUUAUUGCGGUUGUCUUGAUUUUACCAGAAACUUUGAGAUGUAUCGUAGGUAAUGGAGAUCAGCGCUGGAAAAAAUCUAGUAAUUUUGGCACUAUGGUGGAUGAAGAUGUCGAAAAUUUAGGCCAUGUGGAACCACCGGCCUGGCGGCUAUUCCCUGAUGUUGGCAUUCAGAAACCAGUCAAUACGGGACCACGGUUUCAAUUUCUCUACCCCAGACCUUCCAAACCAUCACUUCGCAUAUAUUGGAAUAUGAUGAAAAUGAUGCCAGUGACAAUUUCAUCCAUUAGCACUGCACUUUUAUUUGCCAAUUACUAUGCCUUUAGUGUCACCCUGUCUCAUUUUUUGCAAACUGAUUAUAACAUGUCUAACUUGCAGGUAGGUGCGUCUUAUGUGUGUCCAGGUAUAGCCAUGCUGAUAGGAUCGCAAUCUGGCGGACACCUUUCAGAUUAUAUGCGUCAACGUUGGAUGAAAAACCAUGAGAAUCAAAAAUUCCCAUUAGAGUUUCGUCUUAUUUUACAAAUUUUCGGUAUUUUAAUCAAUAUGCUAGGUUGUAUUGGUUACGGUUGGUCGAUUGACAGGCAUUACCAUUUGGCAGUAAUCUUGGUAUUUUCAGCAUUAAGCGCAUUUGGGCUAACAUGGUGUAGCAAUACAACCAUGACAUAUUUGUCGGAGCUUUUAACCAGAAGAACUGCUGGUGCCAUUGCCGUGAGUAGUCUUUUUCGUAAUGUAGGAGCUACCAUAAGUUCUGCAAUAAUUAUAAAGCUUUGUCGUGCCAUGGGGAUUGGUUGGUGCUUCACUGGAUUGGGACUUUGCAAUUUAAUUUCACUGGCAGGGGUAUUGUACUUGCUCAAAAAUAGUGGUCAUUGGCAGGGGAAAAUAAAUAAUAGCAUGUAG